GGGAUUCAACUCACAAACAAACACACACACACACACACACACACACACACACACACACACAGGGGGAAGUCCCAUCACACGGUGGGUUUCUAAUCAAAUGAUCUUGAAAACUGAGGUACAGCCGCUCUCACUCUCCUGUUCAAACCAGAGAAUUUCCCAGCACUUCGACAUCUGAUCAGUGUGGGGCCAUCGGUGCUGAUGGGGGGGAUCUGUCCUGAGGAUCAGUACAAGGACACUCUGCUCAGAAAAUGUAUCAGCUGUAAGACGGCAUGCAAACAACGGCAAGUCAUCCCCAGAUGCAUCAGCUACUGUGAGAAAGCACACUGUAAAAUCCUGCCUGGCCACUACUAUGAUCUGCUGCUGAAGAAGUGUUUGAGGUGUGCGGACGUCUGUGGAAGUCAUCCUGCAGAAUGCUCCCUGCACUGCCAUGUUGCGAACACCAGAAAGCUCCUGGUUGAAGUCACUUCACACCCGGAGAAUAACAAAUGUCUCUCCGUGCCGACGGCUCUGGAGGACUCCACCAUCCUGCUGUACUCGCUGGUGGCCCUCUGCAUCAUGCUGCUGCUCUCCAGUCUGUCUCUCGCCUUGGCCGUGUUAGUGAGGGGUGCAAAGGCCAAAACCUCCAACCAAAGGCCCAAAGAGGCCAGACAACAGCAGGGGAGGAAGGAGGUCACCCAACCAGAGAGGAGCUCCAAAGGUUUUCAAGAAAAUUCAAACCACCCCUCAGAGUUCGAGCCGACAUAUGACUCCAGCCCUACGGAGACCUGCGUGUGUGUUCACUGUUUCCCCGACCUGAAGGCGCUCAGCCAGGGCAACCAGAGAGCUCCUUACUCAGUGCACCAGCAGCCGUCCCUCCACAGAGCCCAGACACUAAAACCAGGACCCGUCUGGACCGAGCAGAACCUGCAGAACUGUGAACACCGGCUGCAGGAGGAGGCUGCAGUGGGAUGAGGCUCACAGGUGUAACACCAGUGUUGUUUUAAUACCACAACUGGGAGACGGUUUGAUUCCUCUGUUGCGGCUUUAGAAACGUAUGCGUGCAAAUACUGGCACACAUAUGUACAGUGUAUGCAUGUCAAUUAUGAGUACUGUGUAUUUGUUGGGUGAUGGUUUGAAUGAAAUGAUUCAGAAUUGCCUUGAAGUUGCAUUUCCCAGAAUAACAACAAAUAAAACCAGAAAUAUCUGCAGUAAAACUGUUCAAGUCAUCUACUUUUAAAGUGUUUUUGUUCAUUUUAAAACUCAUCCCCAUUAGAUAUUACCAUUUAAUCAUUAAAUAUGACAAAAUACAGCGAAUAAGAGGCAGAAAGUGUGUACAGAUAUAGAUUUUCUUUAUUCGAGUGUCCAGUUCUUGCAGCAGUUACAUGUGUGUGUGCGAGGAAUGACUGACCGGUUCAGAUUUACAACCCUCAUAAUCCACUUUGAGGCGUCUGUCUUCUCUUACAUACUAACUGUACAUAUAUACUUUUACAUACAUCAUCAACAUGUUGAAAAACAUCCUAUCAAACUGUGAUACCCAGCUUGGACGGCAUGCUGAAUGCAAAGUACUGAUUCAGUACACGAACAUACGCUACAUACGCACGACACACGUGCAUACAAACAGUAACACACACACACACUUCAGUUUUUGUCUAUACGCGCAAUAACACAUUUUAUAUACACACACACACACACACACACACACACACACACACACACACACACACACACACACACACACACACACACACACACACACACACACACACACACAC
Molecule: messenger RNA, 1751 nt
Organism: Eleginops maclovinus (Patagonian blennie)
Lineage: Eukaryota; Metazoa; Chordata; Actinopteri; Perciformes; Eleginopidae
Product: tumor necrosis factor receptor superfamily member 13B
Exons: 5
Coding region: 199-951 (250 amino acids)
Biological process (GO): negative regulation of B cell proliferation; hematopoietic progenitor cell differentiation; B cell homeostasis
Cellular component (GO): plasma membrane
Molecular function (GO): protein binding
Source: RefSeq, a predicted model, not a curated record